AUGUCCUCCGAACAACUCCCCCUCUCAAACGACGCCUCUGCGGCUACAAUCAACCCUUUGGCCGCGCACCCCAUCCACCCUCAAGAUGCCCAGGGACGACAGCCCGCCGCCGCCUCCGCCGCCUCCCCCGAACUCGCCAGUGGGAAGGUGAAGCUCACGGGCGCUCUGCGUCACUUUGCUGAUUUCCCUAUCAAGGGAAUCGACUUUGUCGACAUCAUGCCCCUCUUCCUCGACCCCACCGUUCACCAGACUCUCGGCGAUGCCCUUGAGUUGCAGGUCAAGGAGGCUUUCCCGACUCUUCCCGACGUCAUUGUCGGUCUCGACGCCCGUGGUUUCCUUUUUGGCCCCGGCAUGGCCCUCCGUCUCGGCACCGGCUUCGCCCCGGUGCGCAAGCAGGGCAAGCUGCCCGGCCCGUGCGUUACCGCCGAGUACCAGAAGGAGUACGGCUCCGACUUCUUCCAGAUGCAGCAGGAUGCCAUCAAGCCUGGCCAGAAGGUUCUGGUCGUCGAUGACAUUAUUGCUACUGGUGGUUCCGCAAAGGCUGCGGCCGACCUCAUCCAGCAGCUCGGUGGCGAGAUUGUCGGCUAUCUCUUCAUCCUAGAAAUCCCCGGUCUGAACGGCCGUGAGAAGCUCGGCGACACCAAGACCGUCAUCCUCCUCGAAGACGCAUAA
This is a messenger RNA of Colletotrichum paranaense, 672 nucleotides long. Its product is annotated as adenine phosphoribosyltransferase. Bases 1 to 672 code for a protein of 223 amino acids. The record is from RefSeq and is a predicted model, not a curated record. NCBI's taxonomy places the organism in Eukaryota, Fungi, Ascomycota, Sordariomycetes, Glomerellales, Glomerellaceae. The transcript is spliced from 2 exons. Gene Ontology annotation, cellular component: cytoplasm. Gene Ontology annotation, molecular function: adenine phosphoribosyltransferase activity; adenine binding; AMP binding. Gene Ontology annotation, biological process: adenine salvage; AMP salvage.